CGAAACAAUCAAUAAGAAAGUAUAAGAAAAGUCACUUAAAAACACGAGAACAUAAAGUAUUAAAAAAUUGUAAUACUUUAUAAGUUAUUUAGCAUUUCGGCUUAUUUGUUUCAUCUUAAAGGUGAUAAUGACAAGAAAAAACCAGCAUCCUAUUAUAUUAUUACGAGAAUUAAGAUGAAUUAAAAGAUUCGGUUCAUUGUUUGUAAGACUUUUCUUCAAUUAUCAUCAUUUCAUCGGAUAGUUUACACACUAAAAAGUAUCAAAAAGUAUAAAAAUGAAUAAUUUGGGAAUGGCGCGACCUGAUAUGUACAGAGGAGGCCCUGGAAUGUGCCCGCCGCCUGAUUUUAAACCACCAGCAGAAACUCAAAUGCCUGCAGCUCCAAGUAACCCGAAAAAACGGAGAAAAACUGCUGCAUCAGCUGCAAACAAUGCAAUUCAACCUACUCCGCCUCCAACACCUGCUGAUCUUCUUCCACCGCCACUUACAGGAUAUGGUGAUACAAUCGUGGCAUCAAAUCCUUUUGACGACACACCACCACAAAGCACAAUGAGCCCUAUGGGUAUGUCGCAUAUGUCUCACAUGGGAAUGAACCCUCAUCAUCAUCAUAUGAAUCCUCAUCAUAUGGGACCACAUCCAGGUGGUCCCGGAAUGCGCGGAAUGAAUCCAAUAAUGAUGAAUCAAAUAAAUAAUCCAGGAAUGGUCGGUCCACAUAUGGGAAUCAAUCAUCACAUGAAUAAUCGAGGCAAUAUGUCACCAAUGGGAGCACCGAUGGGUGGACUUUCGCCAAUGGGAAAUAUGAAUCCAAACUUAUCACCAAUGGGCCUCCAACAUGGACUCUCAAAUCAUGGAAUGAGUCAAAUUGGACCCGGUCCAGGACGACCAAUGACGAAUUCUCCAAUGCCAAUCGGCUCUCCAAUGGGUAACUCAAUAAGUUCACCAUUAAAUUCGGGCUCUUCAAUGAACAAUGGACCACCAAUGGGCCCUCCAAUGCACAGUCCUCAUGCAAAUGGCCCAAUGUCGGGUCCGGGGAAUAUGCCACCAGGAAAUCGAAUGAAUGGCGGUCCAAUGAAUCCUCAACAAUCUCCACACCAGCAAAUGAGUAACAGUGGCGGGCCAAAUAUGAUGAAUAACAACAAUAGUUUAACACCAAUCAACAAUAACAACAACUCACCAACAACAUCGAUGGCGAACAAUCAACAGAGCAACAAUAACAGCAAUAACGGUCCCAAUUCAAUGCCUGUAAGCAGUAGUAGUGUAGCAAUGAGUAAUGCGAAUACAAUCAACACAUCGAACAUGAAUCAAAUGGGUGGUCCAAUGAUGAACAUGAUGAACAAUCCUGGACAGAUGAAUAUGGGCCCGAAUCAGGGGCCACCAAUGGGGAUGUAUGGUGGACCAAAGCCAAUGCCUGUUAGUGCUGGCAAAGUUUAUCCUGCUGACACGCCAAUGGUAUUCAAUCCCCAAAAUCCAAAUGCACCACCAAUUUAUCCAUGUGGAGUGUGUCAUAAGGAAGUUCACGAUAAUGAUCAAGGACUCCUGUGCGAGUCUGGUUGUAAUUUCUGGUUUCAUCGCACUUGUAGUGGUCUUACGGAAUAUGCCUAUCAACUCAUUCAUUCAGAAGUGUACGCUGAAUGGUGUUGCGAUAAAUGUCUCUCGUCAAAGAAUAUACCUAUGGUGAAGUUCAAACCAUAGAAUUUAAUGUUUCAGUGAGUAAAUCCAUAAAAAUGCAAAAUGUUCAAUUUAGCUAUCGUAGAAAUGUGAGAAAAAGCUCUUAAGAAGAUGAAAGAUUGAAGAAGCAUUAAAUGAUUUAUUGAUGGAUUUAGUUAUGUUAAAGAAUGUGAAAGAAGUAAUAAUGCCUUAAACCACUUUAAAGAAGCAGUAAAGAUUUGCGAUGAAGAAGCAUCUUUAAAUAGCUUAUAAGGAUAGCAUAAUAAUUUGUAACACCCGAGGUUCUGUGUAUUUAGAACGAUUCAUACUUACACAAAUAAUACGAACACAAAACCUUCUUUUGAAUCAUUAAUUAAUCUUUUUUUUUGAAAGAGAUUCAUAAGCUUUUAAGCAACGUGAAAAUUUAACAAAAUUUAUAGUUUCAUAUUUAAAUUUACUACGUAAUGAAUGAUAGUUACAUCCAGUUUUAAUAAAAAGAUAUUUUUUUUCUUUUAUUUUUAUUUUCCUUCACGGUAUACACAAAAAAAACGAUUACGAAAACAUUUGAUGAAC
Molecule: messenger RNA, 2218 nt
Organism: Clunio marinus
Lineage: Eukaryota; Metazoa; Arthropoda; Insecta; Diptera; Chironomidae
Source: the annotation of a GenBank genome assembly